UUCUAUAUAAGGCCCCCAUCAAUUCUACUCAAAAGAAACCGAACGAGAACUAAAACAAAUUAAAAAUUCAGAAAACCCAAUUCAAAGAUGUGUGGAGGAGCAAUCAUCUCCGACUUCAUACCGCCAUCAAGAUCCAGAAAGCUCACUACUGAUUACCUGUCGCCCAAUUUGAAGAAGAAAGCAAAGAGCUUUGAGGAUGAUGAAGAUUUUGAAGCCGACUACAAUGAGUUCAUUGAUGAGUUUGAGAAGGGGUCUGAGGAGGGACCUGAGGUUGUUAAUGUCAAGCCCUUUGAGUUUGGGCCUAAAUCUGCCCUCUUUCAAGAGGAACCAAUUUCCAAGAAAAUCAUAGACCUCGAUUCACCUACUGACUGGUCUUCAAAGAGGAAGCGCAAGAACCAGUUCCGAGGGAUUCGCCAGCGUCCAUGGGGCAAAUGGGCAGCUGAGAUCAGAGACCCUCGCAAAGGGGUUCGUGUCUGGCUUGGGACUUUCAACACUGCUGAAGAAGCCGCGAGAGCCUACGAUGCUGAAGCUUGCAGGAUUCGUGGCAAAAAAGCCAAGGUCAACUUUCCCGAUGAGACACCAAAGAAUUCAACCAAGACAAAAUCCUCUGAGAAGCCAAUCCCUAAUCCAUCCUUGGGUUAUUUGAACGCACUGGAGCUUGAUUUCUUCUCUGACUUUGACUUCAUUGAGGAGAAGGUGCAAGUUAACCCUGUGAAAUCUGUGUCACCUUCUGAUCAGGGAAGUAACUCGUUUGAAGCUAAGACUCCGGAGAGUAAUGGGCUGGAUUUUCUUGAAGUUGGUGGCCCGAUGAAGAAAUUCAAGAACAAUUUUGAGGAGGGAGUAGCUGCUGAAGAGAAUAACAAUGUUGUGGAUCUCUCUGAAGAGCUUUCUGAUUUUGAAUCGUACAUGAAGUUCUUACAGAUCCCUUAUCUUGAGGGCAGCUCAGAUGAAUCUGUUGACAGUCUUCUGAAUAAUGAAGUGACUCAGGAUGAUAUGGGACUGUGGAGCUUCGACGAUCUGCCCAUCGAUGGCAGUGUCUAUUGAGAAAUCUCGGUUCUGACUACUGGUUUAUAUGUAUAUAUACUUUCAACGCAAGCUACUUGAUGUUCUUGUUGUUUUUACUCAGAAGUCAUCUAUGUUUUCCUUAUUGAAGAACCAGAGAGGUAUUGGCUUUGGUACAAUGUCAUGGAUAUAUGCUUCAUGCUGCUAUGUACGUGUAUCAUAUAUAUCUUGUCUGAUGUUUUAUUUCUGUUCCACUUGUGAAAUGUUUGUUCCAAGUACCGAGUUUGUGUGUCCUAAUGUUUGAAUUUGUGCGGUCUCAUGUUAUGACUUGAAUGGUAUAAUAAAAACUAGUAAAGGAUGUUCUGUUC
Molecule: messenger RNA, 1370 nt
Organism: Asparagus officinalis (garden asparagus)
Lineage: Eukaryota; Viridiplantae; Streptophyta; Magnoliopsida; Asparagales; Asparagaceae
Product: ethylene-responsive transcription factor 1-like
Exons: 2
Coding region: 88-1044 (318 amino acids)
Biological process (GO): ethylene-activated signaling pathway; regulation of DNA-templated transcription
Molecular function (GO): DNA-binding transcription factor activity; DNA binding
Source: RefSeq, a predicted model, not a curated record